Molecule: messenger RNA, 1788 nt
Organism: Protobothrops mucrosquamatus (brown spotted pit viper)
Lineage: Eukaryota; Metazoa; Chordata; Lepidosauria; Squamata; Viperidae
Gene: EYA1
Product: EYA transcriptional coactivator and phosphatase 1
Exons: 15
Coding region: 10-1632 (540 amino acids)
Biological process (GO): multicellular organism development; negative regulation of extrinsic apoptotic signaling pathway in absence of ligand; cell differentiation
Cellular component (GO): nucleus
Molecular function (GO): protein tyrosine phosphatase activity
Source: RefSeq, a predicted model, not a curated record
ACAGAGCCAAUGAGCAGCAGUGAAAUUGCUACUACAACAACAGACAGGUCUUUAGAGAAUUUCUCAGGAUCAGCAAUUGGGAGCAGUGGCUUCAGCCCAAGACAAACUCACCAGUUUUCUUCACCUCAGCUAUAUCCUUCCAACAGACCAUACCCACAUAUUCUCCCUACCCCUUCUUCGCAAACUAUGGCUGCAUAUGGGCAGACACAGUUUACCACCGGAAUGCAACAAGCUUCUACUUAUUCAGCAUACCCACAGCCUGGUCAACACUAUGGAAUCCCAUCAUAUGGCAUCAAGACAGAAGGUGGAUUGACACAAACACAGUCACCUGGUCAGACAGGCUUUCUGAGCUACAGUGCAAGUUUUAGCGCUCCUCAACCAGGACAGGCGCCAUACAGUUACCAGAUGCAAGGAAGCAGUUUCACAACAUCAUCUGGAAUAUAUGCUGGAAAUAAUUCACUUACAAAUUCUACUGGAUUCAAUGGUUCGCAGCAGGAAUAUCCAUCUUAUCCCACCUUUGGCCAGGGUCAAUAUGCACAGUAUUAUAAUAGCUCUCCAUAUCCCUCACAUUAUAUGGCAAGCAGCAACACCAGCCCAACAACUCCUUCCUCCAAUGCAACUUACCAACUUCAAGAACCACCAACUGGCAUCACAAAUCAAGCUGUAACAGAUCCUACAGCAGCAGAAUAUAGUACAAUUCCUACAACACCAAUUAAAGAUUCAGAGGCAGAUAGGUUGCGUCGCAGCUCAGAUGGCAAAUCACGUGGCCGAGGCAGAAGGAAUAACAAUCCUUCACCACCACCUGACUCUGACCUAGAGAGAGUAUUCAUUUGGGAUUUGGAUGAGACAAUCAUCGUUUUCCAUUCACUUCUCACAGGAUCAUAUGCUAACAGAUAUGGAAGAGACCCCCCUACUUCUGUUUCACUGGGAUUAAGGAUGGAGGAGAUGAUUUUCAACUUGGCAGAUACGCAUCUGUUCUUUAAUGAUUUAGAAGAAUGUGAUCAAGUUCAUAUUGAUGAUGUUUCGUCAGAUGAUAAUGGCCAGGAUUUAAGCACCUAUAACUUUGGGACAGAUGGGUUCCCUGCAGCAGCUACCAGUGCUAAUCUAUGCUUAGCAACAGGGGUGCGUGGAGGAGUGGACUGGAUGAGAAAGCUAGCUUUCCGAUACAGACGAGUAAAAGAAAUCUAUAACACAUAUAAAAAUAAUGUUGGAGGUCUUCUGGGCCCAGCAAAGAGAGAAGCUUGGUUGCAGCUUAGAACAGAAAUUGAAGCCCUUACAGAUUCGUGGUUAACGCUUGCACUGAAAGCACUGACGCUAAUUCACUCUAGGACAAAUUGUGUCAAUAUUUUAGUAACGACUACUCAGCUUAUCCCAGCUCUUGCCAAAGUCUUGCUAUAUGGUUUGGGUGUGGUAUUUCCAAUAGAAAAUAUUUACAGUGCAACAAAAAUAGGAAAAGAAAGCUGUUUUGAGCGCAUAAUUCAAAGAUUUGGAAGAAAAGUAGUUUAUGUUGUCAUAGGAGACGGUGUGGAAGAAGAACAAGGAGCAAAAAAGCAUGCCAUGCCAUUCUGGAGGAUCUCAAGUCACUCUGAUCUUAUGGCGCUUCAUCAUGCCUUGGAACUGGAAUACUUAUAGUAGCACUUUGUAACCUCGGAACCUCCCUCACAUCUGUGGACGGUGUUCCUGAGUCUUGUUUCAGCACUGGCCUACAGAAUUUUGUGAUUUCAUCAUGUUGAUGUGCAGCUGCAGAUGGUCUUAACCUUUGCCCUUUCAAUAAAUGGCGGAGCACAU